AUGAAUUACCUCAAGGCUUCAGUAUAUGGACAACCUACCAUGCCUCGAGAUUAUAAGGAAUUGAGUCUAUACCUUAAGAUUAAUGGGAGAUAUUAUUUGAAUCAUUAUGCUGAGGAAUUCCAGCAGUAUUAUUUAAAUGACUACAAUGGUUAUGUGAAUUUGAUUAAAGACAUGAUAGUAUUAUAUGUGGUUUAUUCCAUAGUUAAUCCAAUUUUCACCCAUUUAAGAGGUUAUGGAGUGUUGAAAUCGUUGAAACAUAUCUACAAUUACUUGUUGAAGUUUUUCUCCUCCAUUUUCAUGGCUUUACCAUUCGUAAAGAAACAAGUCGAUAAAGAACUUAAUAAGACCAUUGAUACUAUCGAUAAAUCUAUUAUUUUAAAUGAUGAAAAAUUGAAACAAUUCCCUCAAUUGCCCUCCAAAGGGUUAAGCCACUUGGAGAUCUUACAAGAAUUAGAUAAUUUACAAGAUUUAAAACAUUCCGCCUGGGAUAAAGGUAGAGUGAGUGGAGCGGUUUAUCAUGGAGGUGAUGAAUUAUUAGAAUUACAAUCUGAUGCUUAUAAUAAAUAUUCAAUUGCCAAUCAAUUGCAUCCUGAUGUUUUUCCUGGAGUUCGUAAAAUGGAAAGUGAAGUUGUUUCAAUGGUACUAAAAAUAUUCAAUGCCCCAGAUUCAGGGUGUGGAUCCACCACAAGUGGGGGAACUGAAAGUUUAUUAUUAACAGGUUUAGCUGCAAGAGAAUAUGGUAAGAGGCAUAAAGGUAUCACCAAGCCUGAAGUCAUUGCUCCUGUUACUGUUCAUGCUGGGAUUGAAAAAGCUUGUUAUUAUUUCGGAAUGACAUUACAUAAAGUAGAUUUGGGCCCUGAUUAUAAAGUUGACUUGAAGAAAGUUAAGAAACUCAUUAAUAGAAAUACGGUUUUAUUAGUGGGUUCAGCACCAAAUUAUCCUCACGGUAUUGUUGAUGAUAUCGAAGGAUUAUCAAUAUUGGCUACCAAGUAUAAUAUACCUUUACAUGUGGAUGCUUGUUUAGGUUCCUUCAUUAUGGGAUUCUUGGAAAAGACCGAUAUUCAUGACUCUAUACCAUUGUUUGAUUUCAGAGUUCCUGGAGUAACCUCAAUAUCUUGUGAUACUCAUAAAUACGGAUUUGCACCCAAAGGGUCAAGUGUUAUAAUGUAUCGUCAUAAACAAUUGAGGGAAUGUCAAUACUACAUAUCAUCAGAUUGGACAGGAGGAAUGUAUGGUUCACCUACUUUGGCCGGGUCAAGACCUGGUGCUUUAACUGUAGGAUGUUGGGCUACUUUAGUGAAUAUUGGAGAAGAAGGAUAUUUGAAUUAUUGUAAAGAAAUUGUCACUGCCAGUAUGAAAUUAAAAAACGCUUUGAAAUCGAACAAUAUCUUGGCCCAAAAUCUUGAACUUAUUGGAGAUCCAUUGGGUUCAGUUAUUUCGUUCAAAGCUAAAGGUGAAUUUUCCAUUUAUGGGUUGAGUGACAAAUUAACCAGUAAAGGCUGGCAUUUUGCUACUUUACAAAAUCCCGCCGCUUUACAUUUUGCCCUUACAUGGUUAACCGUUCCUAUAAUCGAAGAAUUAAUUGACGAUUUAGUUUCUUGUACCGAAGAAAUAGCCAACUCAUCAGAAAAAAUUAAUAGUGAUACUGCGUCAUUAUAUGGAGUGGCCGGAAAUGUUUCUACAGCUGGGGUGGCCGAUAAGAUUAUUGUAGCUUUCUUAGAUGCUUUAUAUAAAUUAGGCUAG
This is a messenger RNA of Yamadazyma jaroonii, 1743 nucleotides long. NCBI's taxonomy places the organism in Eukaryota, Fungi, Ascomycota, Pichiomycetes, Serinales, Debaryomycetaceae. The record is from the annotation of a GenBank genome assembly.